UGAAUCGGCCCAAGGACAGAGACGAGCGACACCUCAGCGCAUCUCAGUAGAUGAUUUAUCUGUAGCCUGUUUAGAUAGCGAUCCUACUUUCAGUCACUUUGACAGUAAAAAAAAAAAAAAGCUUCCUAUAAUACGCGUGACAAGCCUGAAAUGUUACAAUUUAGGUUUACGGUGGCCUCGAGGAAGUUGUGCAGACCCGAUAUAAAGCGUCCCUUGUCAGAUAUUGCUGGAGAUAAAACGACCCGACCUGCUCCUCGCAAAAUCAGCACCGCCCGUACCGACCAUGUCAGAGGCGUCGGAGGAUGCGGUCCGCCUUGGAGCGAUGCGCUGCGCCGACGUUACCUGUGCACCAAGGCGGACGGCAAAGAAACCGCCGCAGAGAAGAGAAGGAAGGCAGGCAUCUUGCCUAGCCUGGAAGACCUGCUCUUUUACACCAUUGCAGAGGGUCAAGAAAAAAUCCCCUCCCACAAGUUUACCACGGCGUUGAAAGCUACCGGCCUGCGUACAGGAGACCCGCGUCUGAAGGAGUGUAUGGAGAUGCUGAAAGUGACACUAAAGACUACGUCUGAUGGAGCCUUGGACCGACACCUUUUUAAAAAGUGUGUCCAGACCAACAUCGUGCUGCUCACUCAGGCAUUCCGCAGGAAGUUCGUGAUUCCCGAUUUCCAGUCCUUCACGUCGCACAUUGACGAGCUGUACGAGAAUGCCAGGAAGCUGUCCGGAGGGCAGGUGGCGGACUACAUCCCCCAGCUGGCGAAGUUCAGCCCUGACCUCUGGGCGGUGUCUCUCUGCACGGUGGACGGGCAGCGACACACGGUGGGUGACACUAAAGUGCCCUUCUGUCUGCAGUCGUGCGUGAAGCCAUUAAAAUACGCCAUCGCCGUGCACGACCACGGCACGGAGUACGUGCACCGCUUCAUCGGCAAAGAGCCCAGCGGUCUGCGCUUCAACAAGCUCUUCCUCAACGAGGACGAUAAACCACACAAUCCCAUGGUAAACGCUGGCGCGAUAGUAUGCACGUCGCUUAUCAAGCAAGGUGCUAGCAACGCAGAGAAGUUUGACUACGUGAUGAACUUCAUGAAGAAGCUUGCGGAUGAGUACGUGGGCUUCAGCAAUGCUACAUUUCAGUCGGAGAGAUUGUCUGGGGACAGGAAUUUUGCCAUCGGCUACUAUCUGAAGGAGAAGAAGUGUUUCCCAGAGGGCACUGAUAUGACCUCUAUCCUGGACUUCUACUUCCAGCUGUGCUCCAUUGAGGUGACCUGCGAGAGUGCCAGCGUCAUGGCAGCCACGCUGGCCAAUGGUGGCUUUUGUCCAAUCACAGGCGAGCGCGUGCUCAAUCCCGAGGCCGUGCGCAACACGCUGAGUCUCAUGCACUCCUGCGGCAUGUACGACUUCUCUGGCCAGUUCGCCUUCCCUGUGGGCCUGCCGGCUAAAUCAGGCGUGGCUGGGGGCAUCCUGCUCGUGGUGCCCAACGUGAUGGGCAUCAUGUGCUGGUCUCCUCCACUGGACAAACUAGGCAACAGUGUCCGCGGCAUCCAGUUCUGCACGGAUCUGGUGCAGCUCUGUAACUUUCAUAACUACGAUAAUCUGCGCCACUUCGCCAAGAAGCUGGAUCCUCGCAGAGAGGGCGGAGAUGAGAGGGUCAAGUCCGUCAUCAACCUGCUGUUUGCUGCUUACACCGGGGAUGUGUCUGCGUUGAGGAGGUUCGCUUUGUCCUCUAUGGAUAUGGAACAGAGAGACUACGACUCCAGGACAGCCCUCCAUGUCGCCGCAGCAGAAGGUCACGCCGAGGUCGUGCGCUUCCUUCUGGAGGCAUGCAAGGUGAACCCUGACCCUAGAGACAGGUGGGGCAACACCCCGAUGGACGAGGCCGUGCACUUUGGCCACCAUGACGUGGUGACCCUCCUGCAGGACUACCACAGCAAGUACAGCCCCCAGGAGAGCACAGUGGCCGGCGACAAGGAGACGGCCGAGAAGAACCUGGACGGCAUGCUGUGAAGCCCCACCCCGUCCAUUAGGCUGCAAACACACACACAUUCCUGAAACCCUCCCUAGCAGGAAGUGUAUGUACGUGGGUGUUGAUGUAUCUGUGCAGCAGUGUGUGUUUAUAACAGACAAAUUAGCUUAAAAAGAGAAUGAGAGUUUAGUUUGGGAUCCUUUGAAUCUCAUUAGAACUUGUUGUGUUGGGUGUGUGUUUUUGUUUUGUGGACACAUGGAUUGGGGGGGCGAGGGGGCUACACAGUUACUGGGUGGAAUCACGCAGUGUCUGCUCAUGGUAGGCUGGGUACCAUGGUCUGGUAACUAGAAGGUUCACACUGUAUAAAUCUAUUUUCAGUAUAUACUAUAAAAUCUACAUUGUAUUGUUAAAACUUCGUAUAUUAGUUUCAUAGCUCUUUAAUGAUGUCACUGAAGUAACUAAAGAUGGAGGCCUCCUUCAAAGUCUCCUGUGAAUGGGAAGCUUUUGCAAAGUAGAUACUUCCCAACAAAAAUAUCUAUCUAUCUAUCUAUCUAUUUAUUUAUUUAUUUAAAAACAGAAUUUUAAGUUGAAGCAGCUUUUAUCUUGUUGACAAUUUUGAGGAAAAGUGUUGUUCAGUUCGCCUUGUCAGUAGUCGGUCUUGCAGUUCAUAAUUUAUUCCACAGGGGAGUUGACCAUGUGUGGACAUACUGCCCUUCUUUUAAGGGGGUGUGUGCUGUUGGGGAGGAGACCCCUGUAGAUGGGGUUGUUUUAAGGAGAUGCACUGAACCCAACAAGAGAGGCUUCAGGGACCGGUGAUGUCUGUGCUAAUCUCUAUGCACAAAGACGCAAUGCAAAACUCCAGAUUAAUUUUCUCCAUCACUCAGAAGAAACUAUUAGGCAGCCGCAGAACCCUUUUUUGGCAUGAGGCAUGAAUUCUGGCAAGAAUAGAAAACGAUCUGAUUGAGAGCAAUUAUUUAUUUAUUGUUAUGUGAAACAACACAUUAAUUUUAUUUUUUCCCCCCCAUUCAUUUUGAACUCAAUGCCUAAAUAAUGUGAAGUAAAAGAUUUUUUUUCUUUAGAAAAGGCAACAAUCAUGAACAGCAAGAAUUUGCUUGUUUUAUUCCUCCCCCUAUUACAUUCAUCUUGGCAUCUUUAACUUCAAGAAACAUUAAAUUUGGUUCAUUCAGUUUUACAAAUACAAAUCUGUGACCGUGGCCCAGCGUGGCCUGCGGUGCAUCAACCAUGCAGAGCUGACAGGAUGCAUGCAGCUGCCUGGUUCCUGAUAUUGGCCAGUGACAGACUCUCUGCUGCAUCCACAGUACUGCUUAAAUGCAUUAGAAAUGGGAUUUUUUGUUGUUUGAUAUUUAUUGAAAUCUUUGUAUUAAUAACCAUAAUUGGCUAAUAAUAAUGAAGGCUUUCACCUUGCCCUGUUCCCUGUCUUUUUCAAAUGAAAAUGUAAAAAGAAAAA
Molecule: messenger RNA, 3425 nt
Organism: Electrophorus electricus (electric eel)
Lineage: Eukaryota; Metazoa; Chordata; Actinopteri; Gymnotiformes; Gymnotidae
Source: RefSeq, a predicted model, not a curated record